Lottia gigantea (owl limpet) is the source of this 894-nucleotide messenger RNA. RefSeq lists its product as hypothetical. The transcript has 2 exons. The coding region runs from base 1 to 894 and encodes 297 amino acids. NCBI's taxonomy places the organism in Eukaryota, Metazoa, Mollusca, Gastropoda, Lottiidae. The record is from RefSeq and is a predicted model, not a curated record.
AUGUCUUUAAUAAAUGUCCAUCCUCCUAAAACAAAUUUCGAUGCGGGAGACAUUCAAAGUCAUUGGGUUCUCUUCCUGGAUUCCCAUGGGCAAAAUAUCCCGGAGAAAAACAUCUCCCAGGGCACAAUUAUACAGGUCCAGGCACUAGGAAACGAUAACGAUGCCGUGAACAAGAAAUAUUUACUGGAUCAAAUAAACGCAAUUCAAAUAGAUAAGGAUCAUGUUGAAAAUAGAAUAACUGACAUGAAAAGAUACCUCAGACUAAAUAUUAAAAAUCUUGUGGACGAACCCAAACUACAACAAGAGUUAACGAGUUUGAAACGUCUUAUUCAAGUGGAUAAAACAAGUCAGUUGCAAAAUUUAAUAUCUAAAUUAGAUGAUAAGAUUACGAAGGUAAAAAUAGACGUCCAACGUUUAAUAGACAACCCAAAUGUAAACGAGGAUAGAUUGAAACGAAAAUUAACCACUUUGGAAAGAAAACUUGGCGACUUGCUAGCAGAACUAGACAAGACCGCGGACAAAACCGAGUUACAAAAUUCGAUAUCCAAUUUGAACGAAAAGAUCGCGAAGCAAAAAUCAGAUGUUCAAGAUAUAAUUAACACAUUUCCCAUUGACAAAGAUACGUUGAAACGACAAUUGACUGCUUUGGAUACUAAAAUCACGGACGAAUUAGAAAAAGAAGUGGGUGUGAUUAAAAACUUUCUUCAAAAUAAAUUUCGAGAUGAUAUGAAAAAUUAUAUUAAAGAACAGGUCAAUCUUUUGGUAUCUAGAAUUCAUGACGAUUUUUUGAGACAAGAGAGAAAGUUGACCAAAUUAGAAGCUAUUGUCACGGACAAAUCGUAUUAUUUCAAUCUUCCAUUCGAAAGUGACACUGUCUUCGAUAGAAAAGACUAA